AUGUUAAAUAUUCGAACAAUGAUUAAUUUAGUUAUUUGUUUCACAAAUAUUGAUUUCUGCAUUGAUUAUCUUAAAUCAGUAAAGAAUGAAAAGAUUUUUCUUGUAAUAUCAAGUGAUAAUGCAUUUAAAAUUCUUUCAAAUAUUAUUGAUCUUAUUCAAUUAGAUUCAAUAUUUAUUUUUUCACAGAAUCGAUAUGAAUUUAAUUGUUUACAUAAUAAUUAUAAUAAAAUUGUGAAUAUUUUUGAUAAUUCCAAUGAAUUUUUUACAUCUAUUGAAAGUCAUGUUGAAAAUGUAGAUAGUCCAAUUGAAGUUUUAUCUUUUUAUGAUCAACAUCAACGAAGUGCUCGAAAUUUAUCUGAACAAUCAGCUGAAUUUCUUUGGUUUCAAUUAUUUCAAGAUGUUAUUAAACAUUUAUCUAAUGAUGAUCAAGCAAAACAAGAAAUGUUAAUUGCUUGUCGUCAAUAUUAUAAAAAUAAUCAUCGAAUACUUAAAAAUAUUGAUGAAUUUGAACAAAAUUAUCACAAAGAUGAAUGUAUUCAAUGGUACACACGUAAUACAUUUAUCUAUAAAUUAAUUAAUAAAGCUUUAAGAACAGAAGAUAUUGAACAACUUUAUAUAUUUCGUUAUUAUAUUUCUGAUUUAUCAAAACAACUUGCUCAAGAAUAUGAAAAACUCAAAAGAGGAAAAGAAAAAAAAUUCUAUUUAUAUCGUGGUACGACAAUUAAUAAAACUGAAGCACAAAAUUUAGUGAAAAAUAUAAAUAAACUCAUUGCAACUAAUGCUUAUUGGUCUACUAGUCGUAAUCGUUCAUAUGCACUUACAUUUGCUAAUACACCCAGAAAUCAGCCAGAUUUAAUGGCAUUAUUAUUUGAAAUUGAAUGUAAUUUAAAUGAUUGUAAUGAUUCAGUUAUCUUUGCUGAUAUAGCAUAUUUAAGUAAUUUUGAAAAGGAAGAAGAAGUUUUAUUUGAUGUUGGUUCAAUUUUUUAUAUUGAAAAUGUUAGAGAAGAAGAAGAAGGUGAUACUAAAUUAUUUGUUAUUAAAUUAAGACCAACUGGAGAAGGACGAGAAUUAGCAAACAAAUAUAUAGAACAAAAUCGAGAACAAAUGGAAGAGGAAGGUUCAAGAAUAAUGCUUAGUACUCUAUUAAAAAGAAUGGGGAAAUUUGAAAAAUCAUUACAAUUUCUUCAAUAUCUUCUAAAACAUCCUGGUGAAGAAAAUAUUGCUUAUAUUCAUAAUCGUAUUGGUAUUGCUCUUAAAGACAUACAUGAAUAUGAUAAUGCAUUGAUACAUUUUAGAGAAGCAUUUAAAUUAACAUUUUUUACUAAUCCAUCAGAUAAAAAAUAUUCAGCUUUUGUACUUCAUAAUCAAGGUUUAGUUUAUUUCAAACAAGGAAAAUAUAAACAAGCAUUGGGUUUUUAUCGACGAGCAGUACGUAUUUUAAUGCAGGAAACUGGUAGUGAAGGACCUGGUAUUGCACAAUUUUACAAUAGUAUCGGACGAGUUUAUUUAUAUAUAGGAGAUUUUACAAAAGCUCUUGAAUAUCAAUUAAAAGCAUUAAGAAUACGAGAAUAUUUAAUGCCUGAUCAUGUCAUGAAUGCCUUUAGUUACGCUGAUAUUGCUGAUAUUUAUUCACAUCAAAAGAACUAUGAUAAAGCUCUUGAAUAUCAUCGUCGAGCAUUAGAACUUAGACAAAAACUAUUACCAUCUGAUCAUCAUAAUACGGCUUGGAGUCUUCAUCAAGUUGGUAAAACAUAUGAUAAAAAAGGUGACGUAGAAACUGCUCGCAAUUAUUAUCUUAAAUCACUUGAAAUGACAAGAAAAUGUCUACCAACUUCCCAAAAUCAUUACGUUCCUAAUAUUCUCAUGGAUAUUGCAUCGACCUAUGACAAACAAUCUAAAGAAGCAAUCGAAUAUCUAUUAUAA
Messenger RNA from Rotaria sp. Silwood1, 1923 nucleotides. The record is from the annotation of a GenBank genome assembly. Lineage: Eukaryota; Metazoa; Rotifera; Eurotatoria; Philodinida; Philodinidae.